AUGUACUCCUCUAGAGAUAGUCAACAGACUUCUAUAAACUGCGCAGAGAACAGAUCCAGGUUAGAGGGUCUGCCACUCACUCACGAACCCCGCGUUUGGCCAUACAACCCACGAACAGAGAUGUACCCGUACCAAAUCGAUGCAAGUGAGCACAACAAAUCAAACUCCAGGUUGGAUCCAGCUUUAGCUUAUCCCGUUCCUUUGAGGCCAAGUGUUUUUCAGCACGCACGAUUCAUCGAUAAAAUGCAACCCAGUAUGGCGAGAGUGAAGCAAGAAAAGUACGAGAUGGCGUUCCCGGAGGAACCUUUAAGCGAAGUUGAUCCAAGAAGGUGGAGUCGCGAAGAUGUAACACGCUGGCUCCAAUGGACUUCUGAAAUGUUUCAUCUUGGAAGCAUUAAUCCCGAGCGAUUCCAAAUGAACGGUAAAGCUCUAUGUCUCAUGACUAUGGAUAUGUUUCUGUACAGAGUUCCGGAGGGAGGAAAUAUCUUGUAUCAAGACUUCCAGAGGAGACUUCGAAACGCUGUGGCUUUGCAGAAUUAACCGCGUACUACCUGCUAGAUCUGUGACUAAACGUGAUGUAAGACGGCUUUGGGUUGGAGUUUGGAACUAAGAUAAGCUGAGCAGAAUUUAGAUAAAGUGUAAACGGGUUGUCUAAAGAGGACUGAGAUGAAAUGAAACCAGUGCCUUGCAAGAAAAGCUAGUCAAGAACGUCGUUAAAAAAUAUCGCGCGAAAAGAUUGCAGUUUAUUUGUGUUUUUCUGCACAUCGAUGACUUUGGAACUUUCGUUGCCACUUAGAGUUUAGAUUGAGGACUGUUUUUUUCGGAAUUGGUUGCUGUUUUUUCUUUCGGCUUCCUCAGGAAGUGGGAAGAACGAUAAUUAAUGCGAUAGGUAACGAUUUAAAGAAAAAAAAAGAGCAAAAUAAUUAUUUUUGAGUAGGCUUGUUACUCGAGUUAAUAAAACUAGUGUUAUUUGUAGGAGAAAGAAAGCUCAUAGCAAAUUAUUUGAAAUGAAUGAAAGUAUGAUUCGUUUCUUGUAAAUAGUUUACAAAGAUGCUUUAUUUUUAUGAAAUAUUCAAGACGUACAACGAAGUUUAUAUUUCAAGUCAUCACAGACGUAAUACAUUUUUACAGUCAUGUUUCUAUCAUGAAUCAAUAAACAUUUAACAAGAGAUUUAUUAUUCAUUGGA
Molecule: messenger RNA, 1187 nt
Organism: Pocillopora damicornis (cauliflower coral)
Lineage: Eukaryota; Metazoa; Cnidaria; Anthozoa; Scleractinia; Pocilloporidae
Product: protein C-ets-2
Molecular function (GO): sequence-specific DNA binding
Source: RefSeq, a predicted model, not a curated record